AGCAGCCAUUGCCUGCCUCGGAAUUGGCUCCCCUGCAAUUAAGGCUCGACCUCGCCCCCAAACCCCAAAAGGGGCCGCGCGGGGCAUGUGCCUCUUUCCUCCAAGGGCGGAGAGGGCUUCUUGGGGUGGCUGGAAGGGGUGGCUCCGGGGGGGUCUCUCGGGUGGGUCUCUCUCUCUCUCCUUUCCCGACUCCUGGGUGAAGGUCGCUUCCCCUUCCACGCGUGGGCUUGGGGCUCCUUCUCUCCUCCUCCAGCAUGACCACGUCUCCCGACUACCUGGUCGUCCUCUUCGGGGCCACCGCCGGGGCUCAGGGCCCUCUGCUGGGCUCCGACGAGAGGGAGCUCAUCCAGCUCCUGUGGAGAGUGGUGGACCUGGCCAACAAAAAGGUGGGAAAUCUUCACGAAGUGCUGAUUGGACCUGACCAGUUGGAGUUGACCCAGGAGUGCCAAGAAGUCACCAAUAUUGCCGAAGACAGCUUGACCCUGGCUGUGCAGCUGGAGCAGGCAUUGAGACAGUUUAAUCAAUCUGUGAGCAAUGAACUAAAUAUCGGUGUAGGUACUUCCUUCUGUCUCUGCACUGAUGGGCAACUUCAUAUCAGGCAGGUUCUCCACCCUGAAGCCUCAAAAAAGAAUAUCUUGUUACCUGAAUGCUUCUACUCAUUUUUUGAUCUGCGGAAAGAAUUCAAGAAGUGUUGUCCUGGUUCACCUGAAAUUGACAAACUUGAUGCUAACGUGAUGGCAGAAUAUCUGAAUCUUGAGAAGAACAAUUCAGUGCAGCGUCAUGGAGUAUCUCAAGUAGAAGAUAUGGGAAACAUCAUUUUAACAUUAAUUUCAGAACCAUACAAUCACAGGUUUUCAGAUCCAGAAAGGGUGAACUACAAAUUUGAAAGUGGAACCUGCAGCAAGAUGGAACUCAUAGAUGAUAACACCAUAAUCCGGGCAAGAGGCUUGCCAUGGCAGUCAUCAGACCAAGACGUUGCAAGGUUCUUCAAAGGACUGAAUAUUGCCAAGGGAGGGGCUGCACUUUGUCUCAAUGCCCAAGGCAGGAGGAAUGGAGAGGCGCUCGUCAGGUUCGUAAGCGAAGAGCACCGGGACCUAGCUUUGCAGAGACACAAGCAUCAUAUGGGGAACCGGUACAUUGAGGUGUACAAAGCAACAGGAGAAGACUUCUUGAAAAUUGCUGGAGGGACAUCCAAUGAAGUUGCUCAGUUCUUGUCUAAAGAGAACCAAGUGAUUGUUCGCAUGCGGGGUCUGCCAUUCAACGUAACAACGGAGGAAGUGUUAACCUUCUUUGGUCAACACUGUCCAGUGACAGGUGGAAAAGAAGGAAUCCUUUUUGUGACCUAUCCUGACAAUAGGCCAACUGGAGAUGCAUUUGUGCUGUUUGCGUGUGAGGAAUAUGCGCAGAAUGCAUUAAAGAAACACAAAGACUUGUUGGGCAAAAGGUACAUAGAGCUCUUCAGGAGUACAGCAGCUGAGGUUCAGCAGGUACUAAACAGAUACUCCUCUACUCCUCUCAUUCCUCUUCCAACUCCACCUAUCCUUCCUGUACUACCUCAGCAGUUUGUACCUCCGACCAACGUCAGGGACUGCAUACGACUGCGUGGUCUUCCUUAUGCUGCCACUAUAGAGGACAUUUUGGGAUUCCUGGGGGAGUUUUCUGGUGAUAUCAGAACUCAUGGGGUUCACAUGGUGUUAAAUCACCAGGGUCGACCCUCUGGAGAUGCUUUUAUCCAAAUGAAAUCUUCCGAACGAGCCUUUAUGGCUGCUCAGAAGUGCCAUAAGAAAACCAUGAAGGACAGAUAUGUUGAAGUCUUUCAGUGUUCUGCUGAGGAGAUGAACUUUGUAUUAAUGGGGGGCACUUUAAAUCGAAAUGGCUUGUCCCCACCACCAUGCAUUUCUCCACCUUCAUACUCCAUUCCCGCUCCCACAGCAGUCAUCCCAACCGAAGCCGCGCUCUACCAGCCUUCUGUGCUCCUUAAUCCACGGACACUACAGCCUUCCACCGCAUACUACCCAGCUGGCACCCAGCUCUUCAUGAACUACACCGCAUAUUAUCCUAGUAUGCAGCAGAGAAUGGAUCUAUACUCACAGAUGAGUCGACCAGGUCAGUGCCCAAAGAAUGGAUUUAUCUUUAAAGGUCCAAGCAGUUAGAUAUUCUCAAUAAUAAAGGUUCAACCUAACUUUCUGCACAACUGCCAACCAAAUGGAGAUUUCUCUGAAACCCUGCACAAGAAAAGUUUCCACUGUCUUGGAUAUCUGCCAAUGUUUUUGUAUCGGUUUUUUAAACAUACACUUUAGUAUUUUUUUAACAUACACUUUACCAGUGACCACAGAGACAG
This is a messenger RNA of Anolis sagrei ordinatus, 2341 nucleotides long. RefSeq names its product epithelial splicing regulatory protein 1 (gene ESRP1). The record is from RefSeq and is a predicted model, not a curated record. Gene Ontology annotation, molecular function: mRNA binding. Lineage: Eukaryota; Metazoa; Chordata; Lepidosauria; Squamata; Anolidae.